AUGAUAUUUUAUUAUUUAACGGGAAUUCUAUUGUUCCUGUGGCUCUACAUUCUUUGGAGCCGAAGGGAAUUUUACAAGUUAAUAUUUAAAUUGCCGGGCCCUCUUGGCUAUCCAAUUGUUGGCAUGGCUCAUCAUCUAAUAAAGAGGGAAGAAAUUUUACAAGUACUGGAAGCGGAAGAACAAAAGUAUGGACGAACGUUUUUUUCUUGGCUUGGUCCUUUUCCCUUCUUAGUAAUUGGGGAUCCUCAGAUAGCCCAAGACAUCUUAACUUCUCCUCAUUGUGUUAAUAAGAGUUUUUUAUAUAAAGCAGUGGACGAUGGCACCGGCAAAGGACUUUUUAGCUUGGCGAAUCCAAAAUGGAACAGUCACAGACGUCUACUAAAUCCUGCUUUUGGACAUAAAGUUCUUUUGAAUUUCAUACCUGUUUUUAACCAGGAGGUAAAUAAACUUCUGCAAAACCUGGAUAUGUUUUUAACGGAGGAAAUCGAUUUGACGAAAAUAUUUCCAAAUUUCACAUUAAAGAUUGCAGCACUGACGACAAUGGGUGACACGUUGCCUUCCGACGGUUCAAACCACUUUAAUGAGGGACUAUUAAGUUGUUACAAAUGUGUUCAAGAAUCAGUCGCAAAGAUGUGUUUUUCACCUUGGUUGAACUUCAGAGCAUUUAACUGGCUGUGGAAGAAUAAUUCGUCAUAUACGGAGGCCAAAUCCGAAAUUCGAAAUUACAUACGCAAGUUAAUUAUUGGAAAAACAAAGGACGAAUUAGAAAACUCGGAACACAAGUCCACACUUGACCCAAAUAUUUUUAUAAAUCGUGCAAUUGAUUUAGUACGAAAGGGACAUUUCGAUUGGCAGAAUGUUGAAGACGAAUGCAAAAUUAUUGUGUUUGGGGCUUUCGAGACAACUUCAAAUACUAUCGUUUAUAUUCUCACGAUGCUGGCAAUGUUCCCACAAUAUCAGGAGGAGGUUUACGAGGAAGUCAAGUCCAUAUUUUCAAGUAAAGAUGAUGAUGAAGUUUCUUACGAUGAGAUACAACAGAUGGUGUACUUGGAUAUGGUUAUCAACGAAACGAUGCGUGUGAUGGCUCCAGUGCCAUUGGUCGCCAGGCAAACGGAACAUGAAGUUCGCUUAAGUAAUGGUGUUGUAAUUCCAAAAGGGUUACAGGUUGCUAUUGACAUUUUUAAUAUGCAUCGACGAACGGAUAUUUGGGGUCCCGAAGCACACAUCUUCAAUCCGGAUAAUUUUUUGCCCGCAAAUUUGAAUGACAAACAUCCAUAUGCAUUCAUACCAUUUACGAAGGGAAUUCGGAACUGCAUUGGUUGGAAAUAUGCAUUGCUAUCAAUAAAAGUAACCAUCGCCAAGCUAAUAUGGAAAUUUAGAUUUACUACCUCAUUUGAAUACCAACGUCUACAUUUUGUGGAAGACAUUACAAUUAAGUUGAAGGAAAUUCCCCUUUUUCGAAUAUAUGAAAGAAAUAAAUGCCUCAUAAAACAUAUAGUUAAAAAAAUUAAAGAGAUCGACUCGUAUAAGUCAGUACAGCGUAGUCACAAUUUACAUGCCAUGGAAGGAUUAAGUGUACUAUUUUUGUGCCUUUGUGGUGUCGUAAGUGCAUUCGCAAUAUAUUUCGUCUAUUUUAAACGAGACCGUUAUCACCUUAUAACAUCACAACUUCCCACUGUGAAAGGAUUGCCGUUCUUGGGCAUCGCCUAUAAGCUCAUGCCAAUGGAAAAGCUGCUUUACGUUUUGGAAUCAUAUUUCGCGAAAUUUGAGAGCUGGAGUUAUUGCGCUUGGAUCGGACCGCAGCCCUUCCUUGUCACGGUGGAUCUAGAAAUGAUAAAAGAAAUUCUGACUUCAAACAUCUUCUUAGAGAAGUCCAGCACUAUGUACUCAUUCAUCGAUAAAGCCAUUCCAAAUGGAAUCGUCACAAGUCCUGUUGAGAAAUGGAAGCACAAUCGGAAACUUAUGAAUACAGCAUUCACACAUAAAGCCAUAACGAAUUUUAUUCCAAUAUUCACUGAGCGUACCCAAGCCUUGGUGGACAAAAUAAAUGGUUGCGUCGGAAAAGGAGAGUGUAAAGUAUCUGAAAUAAUUAAGCACACGUUUCUCGAUAUGGCACUAGAGACCACUAUGGGUAUGGGCCUUUACCGAGGACAGGAACAACACGAUGAAAUUGUUUACGGAUUUAAUUACAUGUUGGAACAAGUCGCUACCGGUGCCAUGCUUAGCGCAAUAAAUGCCGGAUUUUUGGCAUGUACCCCAAAAUACUACAGAACGCAGGGAUCCAUAAAAUAUUACAUCGAAAGGUUAAUCAAAGACAAGCGGAAGGCGAAAAAGGCGACCGUUGAUAACAUGGCUUUUGAUUGUAGAGAGAAGUACGAGGAAGGCAAUAUAAAAAAGAAUGCAGAUGCUUUUAUAGAUCGCGCACUUAACUUUCAAGCUCGCGGCUUGUUUGAUCAAAACGAUGUAAUAAACGAGACAAAAACCAUCAUUGCUGGGUCAUUCGAUACGGUCUCCACACAAAUCUUCUCAAUACUCAUAAUGCUCGCCAUGCAUCCAGAAGUACAAGAGAAACUCUACGAAGAGACAAAGCACACAAUCGCUCAGCAAGAUGCUCCAGUUGAUUACGAAUAUCUGAAAAAACUGUUAUAUAUGGAUAUGGUGAUAAAGGAGACGCUUCGCUUAAUGCCAUCCAUACCAGUUAUUGGUCGAGAAGCUAUAAAAGAUGCCACAGUUAAUGGCAUACACUUGCCGGAGGGAAUGCAAAUAAUGAUACCUAUUUUUAUUCUUCAUCGACGCAAGGACCUAUGGGGACCGCUUGCUAAUUCUUUUAACCCAGAUAAUUUCCUCUCGGAAAACGUGAGUAAACGUCAUCCUUAUGCGUAUAUGCCUUUCUCGAAAGGAUCACGCAACUGCAUAGGGUGGCUUUAUGCAGAUAUAGUUUUGCGCGUGAUGCUUCUGGGUUUGAUUCGCAAUUUUAGGUUUUCAACAACAUUUCGGUAUGAAAAUCUGGUAUUUGCUGACCACAUAAGUUUGAGAUACGUUGAAGAACCGAAGCUGCAGAUAUAUCGAAGAAAUAUUGAUUUACAAAAAAAAAACUGAUCAGCCAGAUUCGGAUGUAUAUCAGUUGGAAUG
Messenger RNA from Anastrepha obliqua, 3132 nucleotides. RefSeq lists its product as uncharacterized. The record is from RefSeq and is a predicted model, not a curated record. Bases 1 to 3099 code for a protein of 1032 amino acids. Gene Ontology annotation, molecular function: oxidoreductase activity, acting on paired donors, with incorporation or reduction of molecular oxygen; monooxygenase activity; iron ion binding. Lineage: Eukaryota; Metazoa; Arthropoda; Insecta; Diptera; Tephritidae. The transcript is spliced from 17 exons.